AGCGCUGUGAGGCGAGGAGCGGGCGCCUGGAUUCCUCCUUUGCGGGAUGGGGGUUGGAGGCUGUGAGGGCCGAGUUUGAAUGUUUCCUUCUGAAAAGUAUCUGUCAUGUGGAGAAUUCUUGUGGCCAAAGUGCUCCUCUUCCUCCUGCAUCCAAUAUUUGUUGUCUUGGGCUCAGAAUGCCAGUGGGUGGCUGUAGUCAACAGGUUUAAUAACCUUGGGGGCAACCGGAAUAUCUUUUCUUAUCAGCAUGAAAUUAAGAAAGUAGACGACAUCUUCAAGGAAUUGGUGGAUUCUGCCAUCGAUGCUGAUGAUAAAGAUGCAAAAUACCUGAGCUUUCCAUAUUACUUGAAAAUUAAUCUGAGCUGCAGUACAGUGGACUCUGAAAUGGCACUUCGAACAGCUCACUACACUGGACUGAGACCAGUUGUGACUGUCACUUUUGAAGAACCUGUCCACUCUGUGCGUAAGAAACAAGAACAGUUGCAGAUUGAAAUGACGGGAGCUCCGUUCAGGAUGGAAGGUUGUGACAGUGAAGAGGUUUGCAGGAUGUGUUGGUUCACACCGAUGCCCUUCAUGAAUGGCAGUGUAGUCAUGGAUGUGACUGUGGCCAGCAAUCACCUUGGCAUGACAGUGGACGAUAAGAGGUUCUCUAUCAAUAUCAAUGGAUUCACGAGAAGAAACAGAGCUUCCUUCAGGAUUGGACCAAAGAUGAAAGCUUUGAAUCGCUUCAUGUCUCUGUCAGAUCCGUCGCGUCCCUUAUGGCACACCCACAUACGAGCCCCUGUGCUCAUCCUUGGUGACAUCCCCAGGAGCAAGGUGGUCCUCCUCUCAGACACGGGGUAUGACGAUUACUUUCCAAUAGAGGUUGGCAUUGACAGCUGCUGGAUUGGCUCCAUCGAAUGCCGACAUAGGGGUUUCUCCAAUACUGUUCGUGAUUGCAUUGCGACAGAAAGCACCCUCUUCAUCCGGCAGAACCAGCUGGUCUAUUACUUUGUUGGUCAUUACCCCAUUCUGCACAUGAGAGGCCCCAGUUCAGCACUGUGGACACGUGUAAUGAACAAUAUCUGUGUGAAGAGAUUAAACCCCGUGUUUUUCACUGGCAAUGACAGUGAAUAUGUGAUUGUUCUUGGCGAGGGCACACAUAUAGGAGAACUCUUUCUUAUCACAAUACAAGAUGGGAUUGUGAAUUCCUCUGGCUCUCUGAGGGUACGCGAGAAGACAGUGUGCGAUUUUCUGAAUUUUUAUUGUGAGAUUGAGUGGGCUGUCUUCUCUACAAAUGAAAACAAGUUCUUUUUGCUAGUGAACGAUCAAGGAUCACAUUUCUUCUACAUUGUGGAAUUCCGGAAAGAUAUGUAUUAUAAGCAUCUAUAUGACAUCCCCGUAUUGAUACCCAGAGCUGCCUCCGAUGGGGGUUUCGUACUGUUACUAGGGAACGAGCAUUAUACAAAUCGAACCCUCGAACCAAGAGGUUUGGCUUUAAACCCCUUCAGUAAGAUAUUCUACAUCUGGGGGAAUGUUAUCUUGCAAAGCAAUGACAUGGCAAGUUACAUAUAUUUGUCCAACUUUCGGGGAGACUCACCCAUCAAAUAUUUUGUUAUGUCCUUUACUGGGAACAUUGCAUUUGUGACGGACGCAGAUGAGGUCUGGGUUAUGAAAGAGGGCAGCACAGAGGUCAAAAAAGCGUAUCCCUCAGAUGCCUGGAACGUGUACAAUACACUGCAAGUGAUGGAAGGCUCACCAGAUUAUGAUUUGGCUGCCAAUCAUUCUCUAGUCACUGUUUUUUUUGAUAAGGAUGGGAUGCAAGAGCUGAUUUAUAAAGAGGAUCCUGGAACAACUGGAAAGUUAAUCAAGAGGAAAUUCCCUCUGGAUCAUAUCCUGACCUAUGACCAGAUGAUCAGCACUCCACACAAAGGAAUGACGCACAAUCGGAUAAGCUACAUUAGAUUCACCCACCGUUGCCCAUUUGCCGUGCUCCGCUUUGUGGAUUUGCCAUUCCCACAGCGCUAUACUCGGAUGGAGCAUUACCGUGCCAAGCCACCAGAAGUCAUGGAGAAAACAAACUUCUAUGAUGUGAAGGCGCUGGUUGUAUACCAGGGUCUGGUCUACCAGCUACUCCAGCUGCACUCAGCUUACCACAGAUCUUAUGCCGAUCCAGUCCAUGACCCCACGUGGCGCUGGUGGAAGAACAAGAAGCAAGAUGCAGAAUACUACUACUACUUGGCCAGCAACAUGAAAUCUUCUGGAGGCAUCUAUGUUGACAUGGCCAACUAUGUGAAGAUCUACAAUCUCAGGCCCAAUAAUGUGCUGCCAAAAACCAUCUACUUGGACAAGGAACAAACUUUCUUUUUCUCUGUGUACUUGAGCAUCCGGACGACCAAACAGAGCAUGGGGGAAACGGCGGAAGAGAAUUCUCUCAACUACAUGUGGCUCACCAUACUUUUAGCCCAUCCGGAAUAUAUCCAUGCUGAUCUACAGAGGCACGAACUCAUCAGCAGAGGCUCCGUCCUGUAUAAGGUGAUAAUCACAGACAGCGGCAUGUACCCUAGGCAGCAGCUCAGUGGGAAGGAGCUGUUGAAGAGCUCUGCUAACUUAAAGGUUGCACACUCAGGGAUGAAUUGCUACAGGUACACGGAGGAAGGACCAGACACACAGGGCAGUGAUACAAUUGGCAUUAAUAUUGGAUGUCCUCCAGGCAGAAGGCUGGCUUUUGACAUCACUUACACCAAGAAUUACACUACCGAGAAGAACAAGCGCUACUUCGACUGUGUGAAACCGGACCCUGAGAUGCCCUGCUUCUACUUCAGUGAUGUGUUUUACCCUUUCUUCUUGAUCCAAGACAUGGUGACAGGGCACUCGGGGCGUUUCAAUGGAAGCUACAUCUUCACCAUCAUUGGUGGGGGAGCUUUUUCUGAAGAUAACAUCCGAUACUUCACCCCGGAGGAAAUUUUGCAAUACAACACUGUGACUGGCAGGGAAACAUCAAGUCUUAUCUGGUUUAGGGCUGAUGGUGAAGACAACAUGACCAGUGCUGAAGGUUUCCAUGUCCUCUCUCAAGCCAGCUCUGGGAUACUGUGGGUCUGCCAGCAGAACUCUCCCUGUUACGACAUUCUUCCCACUAAUACCUUUACUCCGGAUUACUUUUUUGUGCUGAAGGUAUCAAACAGGGGAGUGGACCAAACCACCUACUGCGACUACGCCUUGGAGUUCAUCGUCCACAUCCACGGCCUGCCCCUUAGCCGUACCAGGUCCGUCUUUCUCUUGCAGGUGUCGAUGGCUUCCAUCUUUGGCAUCCUUCUGCUAUACAUAGUCACACUUUCUGUGGGUCCUAAGGUCAAGGCCUUAAUCAGCGGCGUCUUCUUGAGGCUGGAACAAGCCAUUGUUUUCCGGACAGCAUCCAGCCUCACCUUCACCUCAUCGUUCACCAGCCAGUCAUCACUACAACAUGUUGCCUCUGAAAUCUUGCGAAGCCAUUCGCCACCGCCUUCUCCCAAAGCGGAUGCGCCGCGAGCUUCGUUUAUGCGCUAAUGCCCCCCAGUUUGCUUCUUCCCCUCCCCUGACUAUGACGCGAAGGGCUCCUCUUUGCCUUUCCUCAUGCGAAGGAUAAUCCGGAAUGAACUCAGCGGCUGCUGGUGUCAACGCAGCAGGUUGUGGCAACUCAGCGACUGUUGGAUCCGUUGGUGACAAAAGGGACAUCGUCACCCAUAAAAUACAUUAUUUUUUACUUGGGCCAAAAGGAAUUGGAAGCAUAUGUGUAUCUUUGGUUUUUUAUUAUUAAUUUACUAGUUCUCUUACACUUUUUGGGCCUGUGGGGAGUAUAUAUCACUGUCUAAUCGCAUGUGCCUUCUAUUUUCUUGCCCUUGCGUUUUCUCAUAGGAUGCAACCUGACACAGAAUUAUCCAGGAUGGUUUGAAUGUUUUUUUAAAGUGCUUAUUAUUCCCACCUCAUAAAGUGGGAUCAGUGAGUUUCUACUCCUGCGUGGCCUGUUCCUGAACUAGAUUCCUUUUAAAAAGUGCAUGGGCUGUGGCUGAAAGGAGAGCAUUUGCACCUUUCCCCACCUCACUUCUUAAUAAGAGUGCAGGCCU
Anolis sagrei ordinatus is the source of this 4082-nucleotide messenger RNA. Its product is annotated as cation channel sperm-associated auxiliary subunit gamma-like. Lineage: Eukaryota; Metazoa; Chordata; Lepidosauria; Squamata; Anolidae. The record is from RefSeq and is a predicted model, not a curated record. Gene Ontology annotation, cellular component: CatSper complex; sperm principal piece; motile cilium.